CUUUUCUGAACACCAAGUCGGCGGUGUCAAGACCUGGUUCCGGCUCGUUACGGCGCUGAAGAACGUCGUUUACUGUGGGAGCGCCUCACUAGUACAAUAGUACGGUAAUAACGACGCUGGAGCUUGGAUAUGCAGUGGUCUGUAUUUGGCAGAAGCCAAUGCUUCAAAUUUCCUGUACGAAGAAUAAAUGGAAUACUAUGUAAUAACGCUUUUACGCAGUUGUCGCCAUCAAACAGCGUAAGCCGUCCGAGAUAUACGCUGCAAGGUUUCCUGGCUUCGCGCAGCUUCUCUAGUACGCCACGGCGGGCGUCUUCAGAAUCCAAAAUAGCAGACACUCCUGCUGGCUCUGCUACAGCGACAUUACCCGAUGCAUUACCCCCCACCGCACCCUCUCCCGUCGUUAUAGAACCCUCAUCCAUACCAACUGACAUUGUCUCUGAAGCAGUCAAUACUAUCCCCCCUCUCCAGUUCGGCGAUCUUGCCUCACUAGGUCUUGUCUCAUGGUCACCUCCCUCAUUCUUUCGUUUGAUGUUCGAGGGUAUCAACGUUACCACCGGCCUGCCCUGGUUCUGGACCAUCAUAAUAGGUUCUAUCAUCGCCCGAGGGAUUGUCAUACCCUUCGCUAUCAGUGCCCUCAGCCAGAACCAGCGCCUUGGGGUAAUUUCACCCAAGUUGAAAAAUCUGCAAGAGCAGAUGACUGUGGCGAAGGAACGAAGGGACACUCUGAUGCAGCAGAAGUCUGCAUUGCAGAUUAGCGCACUGAUGUCGUCGGCUCAGGUUAAGCCGAUGAUGCUCAUCCUGGGCCAAGCGGUCACGUUCGCUGUAUCUAUAUCUGCGUUUGUGGGUGUGCAGAAGAUGGUUGCUCUCCCUGUCCUUCAGCUCACCCAGAGUGGUUUUUUUCUCAUUCCCGAUUUGACAACGCCAAUGCCCAUACCAAUGAACCUCUUGAUAGGGUCUUUGAUAUUUCUGCAAGUUCGGAAUCAAAUGUCGGAAUCGACGCUUGCAACGCCUGAGUAUGUGGCCAGGAUGAACGUUCUGAGUACGUGCUUCCCCGUGAUGUCCACGUUAGCUAUCUGGGGAACGGGAACGUCGUCUGCGGUUGGCCUGUAUCUUCUGGUAACGACAGCGAUGCUGUCGCUUCAAUCCCUUAUACUUCGGCACCCUGCGAUAAGACAGCGGUUGGGCAUACAGGCCUUUAGAGAUGUGACCUUCCCCACCCCUGCGCGCUUGCGGUCGGACUUCCAUUCCGUCGCUAACGAAUUGAAGGAAUGGUACCUCAGCAAAACUAGGCCGCAGCCGUCGAAGCGCUCUCUGCGAUCGAACGUAAAGCACAAGCGGUAGCACAAACCUUAUUAAUGUGAAAUACAUUGUUUCGUUCUGAAUAGCCAUACUAGUGACCAUCAGUACCACCGGUUCAUCUUGGAAGCUCCUCCACGUCGAAGUACAGAAGGUUGUCCGGAGAGGAAGUCCCGGGUUUCAAUCUCCUCCAUUAAUCAAACAACUGGCUAUUAUUAGGCUUUGUUAUUCGCGCCAAGCC
Desarmillaria tabescens is the source of this 1537-nucleotide messenger RNA. RefSeq lists its product as uncharacterized. The record is from RefSeq and is a predicted model, not a curated record. The transcript is spliced from 5 exons. NCBI's taxonomy places the organism in Eukaryota, Fungi, Basidiomycota, Agaricomycetes, Agaricales, Physalacriaceae. Gene Ontology annotation, biological process: protein insertion into mitochondrial inner membrane from matrix. Gene Ontology annotation, molecular function: membrane insertase activity. The coding region runs from base 130 to 1341 and encodes 403 amino acids. Gene Ontology annotation, cellular component: mitochondrial inner membrane.